CCCCCAAACAAUAACAACAAAGAUGGCGGCGACGGGCGGCGGACACUACUCCAAGUUCUACCCUCACUUCGCCGCUUUUCGCCACAAUAUAAGAAGAUGGCGGCAUCCCGGAGGUGCGCUGCUCGGGAUAAACAUCCUCUCCGUCUUCGGGAACCCGGACUCCAUCGACCGAGACGUCCGGACGGUGAAGGAGGCGAAGGUUCCCACGGACGAGACCGGGUGGGACCGACUACGGCUCAUGUUCACCUACGACGAGUAUGGCGAGAUGAGUCCCGAGCUCAGCAUGGUAGUACAAGGCGCUUUAAUGGGAACAUUUACAGGGACAAUCAUAGGUGGCACAAUUCACUCUCGAGAUAACUACAUGCGGUUCAUCGAAAAAAAUCAAGCUACUGCAUUCCAGAAUCAUUUUGAAGCCAAAAAGCAACUUCAGGAUAAGGUUACUUUGGGAUUUGCCCGUGGUGCAUGGAUGUGGGGAUGGAGAUUAGGUUUAUUUUGUGGUUCAUUCACAUUAUGCACUACUGUAAUAUCAGUGUAUAGAGGAAAGUCUUCAGUUCUUGAAUAUGCUGCAGCUGGAGGCAUUACUGGAGCACUGUACAAGUUUAAACAAGGUCCUCGUGCUACAAUUGCUGGUGGCAUAAUCGGCAGCGCCUUAGGAUCUAUUGCUGGCUGUGUCUCUGUGGGUCUUAUGUACCUGACAGGGACUUCCAUGGAAGACGUACGAUACUGGCAACACAAAUGGAAGGAAGAAUAUCAGGAAAAGAAACUAGAAGCUCUUAGAAAAGCACGAUCUGAGGACUUGGACUCGCUCAGUCGUGGUCAUGAUCAAAAGGCUGGAUCAAUGUCGUUAGAAAAUAUUAGUGAGAAUAAAAGCCAAUAGAGUUUGUGAUGACACAUUGUAGAAAUAUUGAUAACCAUCUAGGCUUACCUGUAUAUGAAAUGUACACAAUAGAAAAAAAAAAA
Molecule: messenger RNA, 960 nt
Organism: Penaeus monodon (black tiger shrimp)
Lineage: Eukaryota; Metazoa; Arthropoda; Malacostraca; Decapoda; Penaeidae
Gene: 140up
Product: RPII140-upstream gene protein-like
Exons: 5
Coding region: 23-877 (284 amino acids)
Cellular component (GO): mitochondrion
Source: RefSeq, a predicted model, not a curated record